UCUCAGAGUCGUCACCGCCUUCGCUCCCUCAAAACUGACGAUGGUCUCGAACCCUCUCUCUCUCUUUCGCUCUCGCUCUCCUUUUGCCCUUCUGCCAGAACAAAGGCAAAUCGAUCGCGAUCUGAAACUAUCGAGCUAAAUUCCACGGAUUGAUUGUUAAUUAGCUCCUAAAGAAUUGAUUUUUCCUCUGCUACGCAUCUCUCAAGCCCGGAAACCCCGAAGAAAGAUCAUCAUCCCAACCUAAUUUUCCCAUUUCAGGUGUUGCAUCGAGGGAUGGGAGCGUUUGUAUCGAGGUUUUGGUUCAUGUUGUUCCCGGCGAAAGAGUACAAGAUCGUGGUUGUGGGGUUGGACAACGCCGGGAAGACGACCACCCUUUACAAAUUGCAUCUAGGAGAAGUAGUCACGACACACCCGACUGUCGGGAGCAACGUCGAGGAGGUUGUUUACAAGAAUAUCCGAUUCGAGGUCUGGGAUCUUGGCGGGCAAGAAAGAUUAAGGACAUCGUGGGCCACAUACUAUCGUGGAACUCAUGCUGUCAUUGUAGUGAUAGACAGCACUGACAGAGCACGGAUUUCCAUCAUGAAAGACGAGCUAUUCAGGUUGCUUGCAAGUGAGGAGCUGCAGCAGACCGUGGUGUUGGUGUUCGCGAACAAACAAGACCUGAAAGAUGCCAUGACCCCGGCAGAAAUAACCGAUGCACUCUCUCUUCACAGCAUCAAGAACCAUGAUUGGCACAUUCAAGCUUGUUCUGCCCUCACAGGCGAUGGGCUUUUCGAUGGUCUUGGAUGGAUUGCUCAGAGGGUCACUGGUAAGGCGCCUAGUUGAAAAAGGCAGAGGAAUCUCGGGUUUUCUCAUGUAUUUGCUGGAGUUGGAUGAGUGAACUCUCCUCUGUAACCAAACAAAUUUGUAGAUUGAUCCUCUUUGAUUUGCCUUCUGUACCUUGAAAUGACAUAUUUGUUUCAUCAAAUAUUUGUCAUGGAGAAAAUUUGCUGAAUGAAACUCGCGUUCC
Rhodamnia argentea is the source of this 1009-nucleotide messenger RNA. Its product is annotated as ADP-ribosylation factor-like protein 5. Gene Ontology annotation, cellular component: cytoplasm; trans-Golgi network. Gene Ontology annotation, molecular function: GTP binding; GTPase activity. Gene Ontology annotation, biological process: intracellular protein transport; vesicle-mediated transport; protein localization to Golgi membrane. The transcript has 3 exons. Bases 274 to 825 code for a protein of 183 amino acids. Lineage: Eukaryota; Viridiplantae; Streptophyta; Magnoliopsida; Myrtales; Myrtaceae. The record is from RefSeq and is a predicted model, not a curated record.